AUCAGCUGCUAUUACAUUUCUUGCACUUUAGUUUGGGAUACGUCUAACGAAACUUGAGCCAAUUAGUGACCCGUGCUUUAAGCCAUGUUGCUAACGUCAGCAGCUGACAGCACGGCCAUGCAUAGCAAAUUUGCUAAUUUUGCUGACUACAAUGUGCCAAACUUAGGAAACAUCGCUACACCAAACAACCCUUCCAUUGUCUCCCGGAACUUGGAAGUCAACCUCGCUGAGGUCAGCUCGACAACUGACAUCUUGCCGAGUCCGCCAUCCAAAACAGAGCAGGACAACUUCCUGAGAUGCAGCCAGCAAUCAGCAGCUCCACAUGCUUCUCCAGUCCCCAUAAAGAGUGACCCGGAGCAACCACCCAACGCUUACCCAUCAUCAGUCCUCCACAGUCCAGCCUUCUUCACCCCGCCUACCAUGCACUACUUCCAGAGUCCAGGCAGCUGUGCCACCAACACCCACUACCCAGCCCAGUACAACCCCACCUCCCACUCCAGAUACGACAUGUACAACUCUCAGAUCAGUUCCCAGCACUUCACCGGCGUCGCCCUCUCCUCCCUCAUCAACCACUCAGAUCUCAGUCCGGGCUACACUCCCAUUCAGACCUCUCAGUUUCAGCACCCCCGGGACACCAUGUCAGCUGAUCUAGCGGCUGCUGGGGCGGUGGCAGCGGCUGCAGCUCGAGCUCGAGUGGUGGGGGUCGAGGAGGAGGUUAUAAAUCAACAAAGGGCCAGUAGGAGGCAGAUGCACAAGAUUUGCGAACAGAAGAGGAGGGAUGGGCUGAAGACGGCUCUAGAAACUCUAAAGAUGACGAUACCAGGAUGCAGCGUGCUAUCAGACCAGUCUCAACAGAAUAUCCUUCUCAAAGCGUAUCAGUUCGUGUGUGAUCUGCUGAGGAAACAACAAGCCAACAAAGUGGUUAUCGAAGAGUUACAAAGCAUGAGAGAAAAGAACGAUAUCCUGCAAUCAGAGAUUGAUUACUUCAAGGACGAGUACAAAAAAAUGAGCUCUGUGCCGAUGAACAAUGUACCAACGAACAGUAACAUGUCAUCCAUCAAACCGGAAUCCAACCACGUGAUAUCCUGAGGGAAAACAUCUCAUUCUUCAGACUCAGAGUACAAGUUUGCCACGGAAACAGCCGUUAUCUCGUUAGACUGUCAAUAUUCAUCGCAAAACUUUUCCGUAAAUACGCAGCUAACUGUUCCACGCCUCUCAUUGGUCCAACGAAGUCACGUGAUGAGAUGAAAAGCUUCUCAUUGGUCGACGCCUCAGUGAUUAUGGGGAUAUUGAACUAUCGGAAAGUCGUUAAGUCAAAGGACAUUUUGACUUUGCUAUUACAGUGAAUUCUGGGCGGAAGUGUCAGGAUCUGAAAGGUCAGCCUUGGACCCGACGAAAGUGCUCCAAAUAUGAUCCUAAAAUGGCUCCAAACACUGAAAAAGAUCUGCCAUGAGGUUUACGAGUUGAUCAUGACAUUCACGAUGGUUUAUGGCAAGGUAUCGUAGAUGCCUCCGUUUUUUAGAAGUAUACCAUUUGACUAAUAGACUUGAGAUCAUAAAUGUGACUACAAAUAGCCAAGUCGGGCAGUCUUGGGUUGUUAUUACUGGUGUGCUUAGCCAGAGAAAUCCUCUGUUAGAAAUUAGCUAAUAUUACUAUUUAACGUUCACCGUUAAUCUACUUUAAUUAACAGCCGCUGAAAGAUAGAGGUUCGAUUUAUUUUCAUUUAAAUUUAACCAAAAAUCGAAAGUGGACUCCAAUUUAUCGCUGGACUUCAUAGUUACGUAAUGGGCAUACUUUCUUACUCUUUAUCGACGUUUUUCUGCCAUGAUUAUGGGGCGACCUAAGCCAGCCCGACGAUAUUAUAAGUUCCGAUUUUUGGUUUGUUGUAAAUUCGAUUUGUAUAUAUCAUUUUAUUUAUUAUUUAAUAAAUUAUUGAUAUCUUAAGAGCCC
This is a messenger RNA of Bolinopsis microptera, 1950 nucleotides long. RefSeq lists its product as uncharacterized. Gene Ontology annotation, molecular function: protein dimerization activity. Lineage: Eukaryota; Metazoa; Ctenophora; Tentaculata; Lobata; Bolinopsidae. The transcript is spliced from 5 exons. The record is from RefSeq and is a predicted model, not a curated record. The coding region runs from base 85 to 1089 and encodes 334 amino acids.